Microthlaspi erraticum is the source of this 237-nucleotide messenger RNA. The record is from the annotation of a GenBank genome assembly. Lineage: Eukaryota; Viridiplantae; Streptophyta; Magnoliopsida; Brassicales; Brassicaceae.
AUGGAACCCCUAUGGACAGUACGAGCUAGCCAUGCUCCACCAAGGCCAAGGAAGCCACACCACUUCGAUGAAGAAGAGGAAGAAGAGGAGCCGCAAGCUCGAUCGAGUGAGGUGAACCCGUCGAGUGGAGUGCUCCUGAUGGCCGUCUCCCUCUCCAGACCACGACCUUGCCUCCCAGUUCUUUGGGGGACACUGAGGGUGAGAUUGAUUGAGCAGCAAGAACCAUGUUUAUCUUGA